Molecule: messenger RNA, 984 nt
Organism: Diversispora eburnea
Lineage: Eukaryota; Fungi; Glomeromycota; Glomeromycetes; Diversisporales; Diversisporaceae
Source: the annotation of a GenBank genome assembly
AUGGAAAAAGCAGUUCGUGGAGCAACCAAAUCUAAACGUGCUGCCCCAAAACAAAAAUAUUUAGACGCUUUAAUUUCAGCUACCACACAUGACGACAGUCUUGAUUUGGUUUUAAAAUGCCUUAAUAAUCGGUUGAAGGAACAUUCAUGGACAGUAGUUUUCAAAAGUCUCAUCGUAAUCCAUAUCUUAAUAAGUCAAGGAAUAGAACAAACAAAAAAUAUUCAUUCUUAUGCUAAAUAUCUAGAAGAAAGUAUAGAAGUUUAUCGAGAUUUGAAAAUAAACUAUAUUUCAGUUUUAUCAGAGAAUAACGGAAUUGGUCGUUUGCGAAAUCUUACAGUCGCAAAAGGACUUCUUCGUGAGGUUAAAAUAGUGCAAAAACAAAUGAAUGCAUUAUUACUGUGCAAGUUCUUUUUAGAAGCAGCAUUAUCCAAUGAAGUAACAUUAUAUGCAUUUAACCUUAUUGUGAAAGAUUUAAUAUCACUUUUUCAAGCAAUUAAUGAAGGUGUAAUUAAUGUUUUAGAACAUUAUAUGGAAAUGUCAAAGAUAGAUGCAAGAGAUGCUUUACAAAUUUAUAAAACAUUUGUUAAACAAACUGAAAAAGUAGUUGAUUUUCUUGGUGCAGCUAAAGGCUUGUCAAUUAUUUCUGGAAUGAACCUUAAACAUACAUUAUUAUUUGUAAAUCCAUAUAAUCCAUAUAAUAAUUUAAAUAAUCAAUAUUCUGCUCAAAGUUCAAUAAAUUAUGGUGGUGGUAUUAAUCCCUUUUCAGUUAAUCAGCCACAGGCACCUCAAAUUACAUUUAAUCAAGAUACCAAUCCAUUUCAUAGUAAUCCUUUUAGAAGACUUUCAAUGUCUCCAGGAUUUCAACAAAUUCAAGAUUCUUCAGCCAUUUUUCAAUCUUCCAUAGAUUCAAAUGAUGUACCACACUCUCUCAAUCAAUUUCAACAACAUUCAAUGAACAAUGUGUCAGGUGGCAGUUUAUUAUGA